AUGCCACAAAGAAAACAAGUAGCUCUAGUUCCAGUACCAACAUGCGGUAACCCUCUAUACAAACAAUGGCUCGAGGAAAUGAUGGAAGAGGCAAAAGCCAAAAAUAACAAUACAUACCAUACAUAUAAAAAGGCUUGUAGAGAUUCUCUUUCACCAUUGAAAUCCUCAAUUUUAAAAGGAAUUGGACCUGGAAUUUGUGCAAAAUUGGAGAGGAAGCUCGAGGAAUAUUGUAAACAGAAUGGAUUAGCUAUGCCGAAGAAACCUGCUGUUUCGCCGAAUGUUAACUCAAAAUCCAAGAAGCUGAUAGAUGUUGACCAUGAUAAUGGCGUGUCCGAGGUCAUACCAAAUGAUAACUCAAAAUCCAAGGAGGAAAUAGUAAUCGAUCAAAGUGCAGAAGCUUCAGGAGUCAAUGAGCCUCCCCUUAAAAAACAGAAAAGAAAAUCUACUUAUGUUCCCAAAUAUAGAUCAGGCAGCUACGCGAUUCUUCUUGGUCUUUAUCUCUCUCACACCAAGAAUCCAAACGACAAUGGUAUAACCAAACCUGAACUCAUCAAGAUUGCGCAACAGUUCUGCGACUCAUCUUUUGACAUGCCACAAAGUUCAAAGAAUCAUUAUACCGCAUGGAGUUGCAUGAAAAGAUUACAAGAAAAAGGUCUAAUCUAUAAAGAAGGAUGCCCUAAUCGUUUUACUCUUUCCACGACAGGAUUAGAAAUCGCACAUCAAAUAGUAAAAACUACGAAUAUUGUGACAUCGAAUAACAUACCUGCUAAUGAUACUGAAAAUGAUAUAAUGACAGGUUCCAACAUGAUGACAACUAAUUCUGAUAAGAAAUUAUCAGAGGCCAGUGAAUCGAGUUCAGUAAACUCGUCAAGUGUUUCACGUAACGCGUUUCCUCCCUUCACUCCCGAUAAAUGGUUGCCUGGUACUUUUGAA
Molecule: messenger RNA, 933 nt
Organism: Ambispora leptoticha
Lineage: Eukaryota; Fungi; Glomeromycota; Glomeromycetes; Archaeosporales; Ambisporaceae
Source: the annotation of a GenBank genome assembly